AUGUACACUAUUAUAGUGGCUAAAACAACAAAUUCUCCAUCUACAUUACAAUACCUCGCUCCUUAUACAGGUGCAGCUCUGGCUGAAUAUUUUAUGUACCGUGAACGUCACACUUUAAUCAUUUAUGACGAUCCCUCAAAACAAGCACAAGCUUAUCGCCAAAUGUCUCUUCUAUUACGAAGACCACCAGGUCGCGAAGCGUAUCCCAUGGAUAUUUUUUAUUUACAUUAUCGUCUUUUGAAAACAACCGCUAAAUUAAGUUCUCAGUUAGGUGAAGGAAGUAUGACUGCUUUAUCAAUAGUUGAGACCCAAUCAGGAGAUGUUUCAGCUUAUAUUCCUACUAAUCUAAUUUCCAUUACAGAUGGCCAAAUAUUUUUAUCUGCCGAUCUAUUCAAUGCUGGAAUCAGACCAGCUAUUAAUGUGGGUAUUUCCGUUUCCAGAAUUGGAUCGGCGACUCAAAUUAAAGCCAUGAAACAGGUAGCUGGUAAAUUAAAAUUGAAAUUGGCACAAUUUGCAAAAUUAGAAGCUUUUGCACAAUUCGCUUCUGAUUUCAAUAAAGCUACGCAAAAUCAAUUGGCAAGAGGUCAACGAUUGAAUGGGUUGCUUAAACAAUCCCAAUCAGCUCCUCUCACUGUGGAAGAACAGAUAAUAACUAUAUAUACUGGAACGAAUGGUUAUAUUGAUUCAUUAGAAAUUGACCAGGUACGAAAAUUUCUCGUUGAGUUAAGGGCUUAUUUAAAAACGAGUAAACCUAAAUUUAACGAAAUCAUAUCUUCUAUCAAGGGACAAUUUUUUCCUCAAAAUGGUCUUAUAAUUAGGGACAGAGAUAGUAUCACUUUCAGUUUUCAAUGGAAUAAUAACUUAUUCUUUUCAAUUAUACCCUUCAAUUAA
Medicago truncatula (barrel medic) is the source of this 891-nucleotide messenger RNA. Its product is annotated as ATP synthase subunit alpha, chloroplastic. Lineage: Eukaryota; Viridiplantae; Streptophyta; Magnoliopsida; Fabales; Fabaceae. The coding region runs from base 1 to 891 and encodes 296 amino acids. Gene Ontology annotation, biological process: proton motive force-driven ATP synthesis. Gene Ontology annotation, molecular function: ADP binding; ATP binding; proton-transporting ATP synthase activity, rotational mechanism. The transcript has a single exon. The record is from RefSeq and is a predicted model, not a curated record.